AGAUAAUCUGGCUCAGCCCAAUGUCCUUCAAAAUGGCUGCGACCAGUGUUUAUCGUGUUCUCGCUUGCAGCAGAAGCAAACUUUUGACUCCUUUUGUUUGUCGUGGAGUUUCUCCAAAUGUGUCUCAGAUUGCGGCGAGGCAGCUGACGCUGAUUUCUGUUCGCUGCUCAACCAGCUUCGUUGGGAAAGUGACAGCGAAUGAGUUGUGGGAGGGUGUGACGAGUGUCAGCAAUGCAGGUAGAAAGAGAGGACGUGGGAAAAGUGUGAAGCGGAAGCUGGAUCUAAACAGAGGGCAGAGAAUUGGAAUGGGAAAGUCUGGGAUGGUAUUCCCUGGUCUGACGGGUCCAGCCCUUGUUGGCAAGAAACUGGUGGACAUUCAUCAGGUGAAGCCACAGGAAGAGGAGGAAACAGCUGCCCCGGUGAUCCCAAAGAGAAAGACCCUGAAGAUCCCGGCCCUUCAGAGAGGCUACAGUGGCAGGAAGUAUCCUGGGACUAGUAUAGGGUCACCUGAUCCAAUCAACGACUAUGUAUUUGAAGACUUUGAUACAAAAGUGUUGGAGUACAAAAUGGUCUCCCACAUGACAGGAAACUUGGGGCGGAAGAUGCGAGUGAGUACGCUGGUGGUCACAGGAAACAAACAGGGAUUGGCCGGCUAUGCUGUUGCAAAGUCUCCUAUGGGAAAGGCAGCUUUGCGAAAGGCAAAGAAUAUGGCAGGUCAGAGGCUGCAGUUCAUAGAGCUGUAUGAAGGCCACACAGUGUUUCACAACUUUGCUGUCACUGAAGGGAGGACCAAGAUAUUUGUUGAAAAAAUGCCAAAAGGUUAUGGUUUAGACUGCCACAGAAUCAUCAAGACCAUCUGUGAGAUCAUUGGUAUUCAAGAUCUGCAGGCAAAGGUUGAAGGUAGUGAUGGGAAUGUACAGAAUAUCUGCAAGGGUUUCUUCCGUGGACUCAUGGAACAGGAGACGCACCAGAGCCUGGCAGACCGUGUGAAGCUUCACGUGGUGGAGUUCCGACCUGAGCUGGAGAAUGUGCCAGUCGUGGUGGCAUCGCCCUCACACGGGGAAGUAAACCUGGAGCCUAUCAAGGAGGAGGCUUUUGACUUUGACAACAUGUACUACGAAGAUGGCAAGAUUCCUCUGAAGAAGGCGGAAGACCCCCUGAGGCUUCAUCGGCAGACCGAGGCUCACUGGAGGACUUACCUGAAGAACAACCGAGACAGGAACCAGGUGCAGGCACGGUACCAGAGGAUGAUCUAUGGGCUGGAGCCUUCCUCGGAGGAGUUGAAGCAGCGGGCGAAGCCCUUGAAGUGAUGACUCAAUGCUGUGUGGGUUUCUGCUGUGUGGAAGGUGUCUUUCAGUUUGCGGAGUGAGUGAGUGUGUGUGUGUGUGUGUGUGUGUGUGUGUGUGUGUGUGUGUGUGUGUGUGCACGGGUGU
Molecule: messenger RNA, 1433 nt
Organism: Aplysia californica (California sea hare)
Lineage: Eukaryota; Metazoa; Mollusca; Gastropoda; Aplysiida; Aplysiidae
Product: 28S ribosomal protein S5, mitochondrial
Exons: 13
Coding region: 21-1310 (429 amino acids)
Biological process (GO): translation
Cellular component (GO): ribosome
Molecular function (GO): structural constituent of ribosome; RNA binding
Source: RefSeq, a predicted model, not a curated record